GGAGUCAUAGGUUCGAUUGUGAGAGCUACUCGACGCAUACCUCCUUGCGUCUGGGUAGUCAAUCAGCACUCGGAGGCCAUCACAGUUAUAGUAUCCAAGUACCGGCCGAACCGUCUGCUCUCCGCCGGGGGAUUGACUGCAUCAAGCGCCGGUGGCGGUUUAAAUCUCAGCACAACGACUUUUACCAGUCCGGCUACGAAAAAGAAGCUCGCGCCGCAGAGCAGAGAUCCUGUCCGGUCGAUGGCCGUCUUUCCCCUGUGGACCAGAAAGGAGGGCUUUGGGGUCAUUAGCAUUUUCAAAGGUCCUAGCGAAACCCUGUAUAUCGAGAAUGACAGGAUCCCGAUUGGAUCCACGGCUUAUUUUACGAAUCAGCCUGAUAUGGUAGUUCGGGGAUACUAUGGGCAGGAGAUCCAUUAA
Messenger RNA from Aspergillus ochraceoroseus IBT 24754, 417 nucleotides. RefSeq lists its product as uncharacterized. The record is from RefSeq and is a predicted model, not a curated record. The annotation marks the transcript as partial. Lineage: Eukaryota; Fungi; Ascomycota; Eurotiomycetes; Eurotiales; Aspergillaceae. The transcript has 2 exons.